Molecule: messenger RNA, 546 nt
Organism: Didymodactylos carnosus
Lineage: Eukaryota; Metazoa; Rotifera; Eurotatoria; Philodinida; Philodinidae
Source: the annotation of a GenBank genome assembly
AUGAUGAAUCUUUCAUAUUCUUAUAAAAAAGAAGAUUAUUUAUCAGCCAUCGAUAAUAUGAGAUGCAUAAUGUCGUUAAAUGAAAAAAUGAAUUCAACUGAUGCAGUUGAACUGGUUAGCAAUAACAAUUUUUUGGGUAAACUUUAUUUUAAAAAUGAACAGUUGGAUUUAGCAUUAGAUUACUGUACAAACGCAUUAAAUACAAGUUUUGAAGCUGAAGUUGAGGAUGUCGAAUUAGGGAGAAUUUUAAAUAAUUUAGCGCAGAUUUGGUUGAAAAAAGGUGAUUAUAAUCAAGCAUGGUCUUAUUGUUCAAAGUCAAUGGAAAUAUCUGUAAAAGGGUCAGCGACUAGCAAAGCUGUAAUUGGUGAUAAUUAUGAAAUAAUUGGUGAUAUUUAUCGAUAUUAUGGUGAAAAACAACUUAGUUAUUGUUGUUACUCAAAAUCGUUGAAACAGCUUGAAACAGUAGUGCUACAAUGUUCGAAUGAUAUCAAACCUUUACAACAUAAAAUAAGUAACGUUCAUCAUUCUAAUUCACUUAUCCUUUGA